AUGCAGGCAGUCCUCCGAGAAUCCGCCUUCGGGCAGCUCGUCCGUCUCGUUACAAAAAACAAAUACUUUCAAUAUCCUGAGGAGAAGGCCGAUUUCAAGCUACCUGAUCAAUGGAUCAAGGUCAUGGACGGAUUGGACGCUGCAGCCAGCUCCGAACACGCUCAAACCGACGCUCAAACACCAACACGACAGCCCGACAGUGAUGAAAGUCUCAGUCAAGUCACCACCAAUUACAGUCUAUCCUUUACCGAAGCCCGCCUCGAAGCGGACCAGCAACAUGAGAUCGAAAAAGUCAAGUCGAUUCCCAUUGCCCCGAAAAAGACCAAAGAUGGCGCUAUCCUGGUCGACUGGUACUAUACCGAUGAUGCCGAGAAUCCACACAACUGGUCCAAUCUCAAGCGCGCUCUGGUAGCAACAAUCAUCUGUCUCUAUACUUUCGUCGUAUACACCACUUCGGCCAUCUACACGUCGUCGGUGGGAGGCAUCAUUGCGCAAUUCGGCGUCAGCGAGCUACUUGCUACAUUGGGUCUCUCGCUGUAUGUGCUUGGAUAUGGGAUCGGACCGCUGCUCUUCUCACCGAUGAGUGAGAUUCCCAUUAUUGGGCGCAAUCCCGUCUAUAUCGUGACCAUGUUCCUCUUCGUCAUCAUAUCCAUCCCCACAGCUUUCGCGGGCAACUUCCCCGGCUUGAUGGUGCUUCGCUUUCUGCAGGGGUUCUUCGGUUCUCCCUGUCUUGCUUCGGGCGGUGCUUCGAUCGGCGACAUGUAUAGCCUUAUGUCUCUGCCCUACGCCAUGAUGGCCUGGGUUGCUGCCGCGUACUGCGGACCUGCCCUCGGGCCACUCCUCAGCGGCUUCGCCGUCCCAGCCAAGUCCUGGCGCUGGUCUCUCUUCGAAUCUAUCUGGGCCUCGGCACCUGUGUUCCUCCUCAUGUUCUUCUUCCUCCCCGAGACCAGCACCUCAACCAUCCUGCUCCGGCGCGCAAGCCGUCUCCGCCGCAUCUUUAAGGACGAUCGCUUCAUGUCCCAGUCGGAGAUCGACCAGCGCAACAUGCGCAUUUCUGAUGUAACCGUGGAUGCGCUGAUCAAGCCCCUAGAAAUCACGAUCAAGGAUCCCGCCGUGCUUUUCGUGCAGAUCUAUACCGCUAUCAUCUACGGCAUCUACUACUCCUUCUUCGAGGUCUUCCCGCUGGUCUACCCGGUCGAUUACAACAUGAACCUUGGUCAAAUCGGUCUAGUCUUCCUGUGUAUUUUGGUAUCCUGUAUUCUCGGGAUUGCCAUCUACUUCUCCUACUUGUACUUCUGGAUGAAUCCGCGCAUCGCCCGCUUUGGAUUCCCGGAACAAGAGACGCGCCUGGUCCCAGCGCUGCCCGCCUCGUUCGGACCCACGAUUGGUCUCUUCCUCUUCGCCUGGACAGCUCGCGCCUCGAUCCACUGGAUCGCGCCUACGAUCGGAAUCACCAUCUACGGCGCGACCGUAUUCGUCGUCAUGCAGUGCAUUUUUGUUUAUAUCCCACUCAGCUACCCCAACUACGCUGCCAGUCUGUUUGCCGCGAAUGAUUUCUUCCGAAGUGCGCUGGCUUGUGGCAGUGUGCUCUUUGCACACCCAUUGUUCGGCAACUUGGGCGUUGCUCGCGGUGUCAGCCUCCUUGGUGGACUGAGCGUUAUUGGCAUCAUUGGUAUCUGGUUGCUUUACUUCUAUGGUGCGAGACUGCGUGCCUUGAGCAAGUUUGCGCUCUCGCCCGGUGCUUCGUUUGAAUAA
Messenger RNA from Aspergillus terreus NIH2624, 1755 nucleotides. Its product is annotated as MFS transporter. The record is from RefSeq and is a predicted model, not a curated record. Lineage: Eukaryota; Fungi; Ascomycota; Eurotiomycetes; Eurotiales; Aspergillaceae. The transcript is spliced from 2 exons. Gene Ontology annotation, biological process: xenobiotic detoxification by transmembrane export across the plasma membrane. Gene Ontology annotation, molecular function: fluconazole transmembrane transporter activity. Bases 1 to 1755 code for a protein of 584 amino acids.